AUCACCAAGUUUUGGAUUCCAGCAGCGGCGCCCCCAGGCCAGGCCCCACCCGCUCAGCCUCCUCAGCUGCCCAACCUUCUCCCCAUCUGCUCAGCCUCAGCUGUCAUUCCCGCGAAGCGCCGUCUCCCGGCUCUAUCGAUGGACCGAGUCGCCGCCCUCGUCGUCGCGCUCCUCGCCCUCUUCUUCGCCGCCGGGGCCACGGCGCAGGCCCCGGCCUCGUCGCCCAAGCGCACUCCAGCGCCAGCGCCACCCAGGACGGCCUUCCUCCCGCCGCCGCCGGCCAGGGCGCCUAUGGCCUCCCCGCCCUCGCCUCCCGCGAUGGCGCCGGUGCCCGCGCCCUCCGCCGGCGUGCCGGCCACGAGCCCCGUCGGCGCGGGAGCUGGUGACGACGCGAUGGCCCCCGCCGGAGCCGCGGCGGCUCUGACUCCGGCUGCCGCGCCCGUCACGGAGAAGAGCGCCGCCGUCUCAGCCUCCGCCGCCGCCGCCAGCCUCGUGGCCAUCGUUGCCGCCGUGGCAGCCGCCGUCGCGUUCUAGACCGGGACCGACCUUGGGACAUCUGAUAUGUCGGUGGAUCCGUGGAGGAGCUAGAGCUGCACUCUUUCUCUGCUGUGUGUGUUGGGUGUUUUCCUCCUCUUUUUUCGGAUCCUAUUUAUUUGUUUAUUCAUUUGUUAUUUCGAGGCUUGAGACGGAGAUGAGGACGUGUAAUCCUACCAAUUUUUCAGACGGGAGCUGAUUUCUAUGCUUAUGAGAAGAUUUUAUAUUCUUUCA
Zea mays is the source of this 768-nucleotide messenger RNA. RefSeq names its product transcriptional regulatory protein algP. The record is from RefSeq and is marked validated. The coding region runs from base 139 to 534 and encodes 131 amino acids. The transcript has a single exon. Lineage: Eukaryota; Viridiplantae; Streptophyta; Magnoliopsida; Poales; Poaceae.